AUGAUACCAUCGUCAAAACCAAAUUCAAGAGUUGAAUUAAGAUUCAGAUGUCAUCAUUUAAAGAAUUUAGAUAUCGUUAGUAAAUCUGAUCCACAAAUCUUUAUUAGUGAAAAGAGAGGUCCAGGAGGUUUCCAAUUUGUUGAUUGUACUGAAAAAAUCAAAAACAAUUUAUCACCAGAAUUUAAAAAAACCAUUACUCUCGAUUAUUAUUUUGAAGAAAUCCAAACCUUAACAUUCACUGUUAUGGAUAUUGAUAAAGAAAUCACAUUGUUUGGUGAUUUAGAUAAAAAUGAUAAAAUUGGUGAAUUUACAACAUCAUUAUCAAAUAUUUUAUCAAGACCUGGUAGAAAAAUUGUUGCAGAUUUAAUUCAUCAUAGUAAAGUUACUGGUAAAAUUGAAAUUUCAGCAGAAGAGAUUUGUCAAACCAAUCAUCAUAUCUUUUUAAGUGCUGAAGGUAUUGGUCUUGAUAAAAAAGAUUUAUUUUCAUCAGAUCCAUAUUAUAAAAUCUAUAAAACCAAUCCAAAUGGUGAACAAUUAUUAGUUUUCCAAAGUAUUGUUAUUAAAAGUAAUGUUAAUCCACUUUGGCCAGAAUUACACAUGGAAUUGGAAAAAUUUAAUGGGGGUGAUAUGUUUAGAGAGCUUUUAAUUGAAGUUUAUGAUUAUGAUAGUAUUGGUGCACAUGAUUUAAUUGGUAUCACACGUACAACAACCGAUGCAAUCCUUAGAGGUGUCAUUGAAUAUCCAUUAAUUAAUCCAAAGAAAACCUCAAAAUCUGGUUACAAAAAUAGUGGUAUCUUAAAGUUUUAUAAAGUUCGUUUAGAAAAGACUCAUACCUUUUUAGAAUUUUUAGCAGGUGGUUGUGAAAUUUCAUUAAUGACAGCAAUCGAUUGUACAGGUAGUAAUGGUUCAGUUAAUUCAUUUUCAGGUCUUCAUUAUAAUGAUCUUGAAAAGGGUGGUAGUGCUUAUGCACGUUCAAUUGCAUCUGUUGGAAGUGUUUUAUCAUCAUAUGAUUCUGAUGGUUUUAUUGAUGUAUUUGGAUUUGGUGGUGAAUAUCAAGGUCGUACAUCACAUUGUUUCCCAUUUUCAUUGGAUCCAAAUGUUCCAUCAGCUUUUGGUGUAGCAGGUGUUUUAGAAAUGUAUAAUAGAAACAUCUCAAAGAUUCCAUUUAGUGGUCCAACUAAUUUUGCAUCAGUUAUUCAAGAAGCAAUUGCUAGAGCUUCAGAAAGUCGUUUACCAUAUCAACAAAAAUAUACAGUUUUAUUAAUCAUAACUGAUGGUGAAAUUUGUGAUAUGGAUGAAACUAUAAAAUGUUUAGUUCAAGCAUCAAAUUUACCAUUAUCAGUUGUAAUUGUUGGUGUAGGUUUAAGUUCAUUUGAAAAUAUGAAUUUAUUAGAUGGUGAUAAUGGUUGUUUAGUGGAUUACAAAGGUAAUAGAGCUAAAAGAGAUAUCGUUCAAUUUGUACCAUUCAAUAAAUAUUCAGGUAAUAUUAAUGCUUUAGCUCAAGAAACCUUAAAAGAAAUUCCAGGACAAUUAUUAAGUUAUUUCAAAAGUAUUGGAGUACCUCCAAAUCCUCCAAGAACUUUUAUUCCAGUUGAUAUUUUACCACCACCACCACAAUAA
Dictyostelium discoideum AX4 is the source of this 1620-nucleotide messenger RNA. RefSeq names its product phospholipid-binding protein (gene cpnC). The coding region runs from base 1 to 1620 and encodes 539 amino acids. The record is from RefSeq and is a predicted model, not a curated record. The transcript has 4 exons. Gene Ontology annotation, biological process: cellular response to calcium ion. Gene Ontology annotation, cellular component: plasma membrane; cytosol; nucleus. NCBI's taxonomy places the organism in Eukaryota, Evosea, Eumycetozoa, Dictyosteliales, Dictyosteliaceae. Gene Ontology annotation, molecular function: calcium-dependent phospholipid binding.